This is a messenger RNA of Entrophospora candida, 416 nucleotides long. NCBI's taxonomy places the organism in Eukaryota, Fungi, Glomeromycota, Glomeromycetes, Entrophosporales, Entrophosporaceae. The record is from the annotation of a GenBank genome assembly.
CAGAAACCAUAUCAAUAUUAACAACAUUACUUGUAGUUCCUUCAAAUAGUAAUGUAAUCAUCUAUACAGAUAGCAAAACAUCCAUGAAAGUUAAAGCACACUCAAACAAUAUUUUUAAUAAUGCAGCUGACUUAUCUGCUAAACAAGGGCUUUUAAGCCAAACAAUAAAAUUUGACUUCACUAAAACAAAGACACUUAAAGCUACCUUAUAUUUUAAUGAUAUUUUAAUUGAACAACCAAUACGUUCCUUCAUCAAAUCAAUUAACCAAGCUGAAGCUUUUAAUAGGUGGUUGCUAUUACACAGGCUCGCAAAAUAUGCAAAGUUAAUAAAGGACAUUGAUUGGGACAGAACAUGGAAAAACAAGAAAAUGAGACACAACAGCACUUAUGGUUGUGUAGCAAUAGUCAAAAAAUAA